AUGGCAUCAAUUGCGCGGAUACCGGAGAUCCCGUUGGCUUCGAUGCUGCAGGAAAAGAUUGCGGCAGUAACGAUUGUGUUGGAACUGCUACACACCGGGAACGGGCUGAAUCCGGGAUGGGUCAAAGAUGCACCCACGGUUAACCCGGCGACGGAAGAGAGAAACGUCGGCGUAUUGCCAACAAUACCAGUACCAAUAAUACCAGUACCAAUAACAGUAAUACCAUUAAUACCAAUUCCAAUAAUACCAAUACCAAUCGUACCAAUACCAAUAGUAGCAAUACCAAUAGUACCAAUUCCAAUAGUACCAAUUCCAAUAAUACCAACACCAAUAAUAUCAAUACCAAUAGUACCAAUACCAAUAGUACCAAUUCCAAUAGUACCAAUUCCAAUAAUACCAACACCAAUAAUAUCAAUACCAAUAGUACCAAUACCAAUAGUACCAAUUCCAAUAGUACCAAUUCCAAUAAUACCAACACCAAUAAUAUCAAUACCAAUAGUACCAAUACCAAUAGUACCAAUUCCAAUAGUACCAAUUCCAAUAAUACCAACACCAAUAAUAUCAAUACCAAUAGUACCAAUACCAAUAGUACCAAUUCCAAUAGUACCAAUUCCAAUAAUACCAACACCAAUAAUAUCAAUACCAAUAGUACCAAUACCAAUAGUACCAAUUCCAAUAGUACCAAUUCCAAUAAUACCAACACCAAUAAUAUCAAUACCAAUAGUACCAAUACCAAUAGUACCAAUUCCAAUAGUACCAAUUCCAAUAAUACCAACACCAAUAAUAUCAAUACCAAUAGUACCAAUACCAAUAGUACCAAUACCAAUAGUACCAAUACCAAUAGUACCAAUACCAAUAGUACCAAUACCAAUAGUACCAAUACCAAUAGUACCAAUACCAAUAGUACCAAUACCAAUAGUACCAAUACCAAUAGUACCAAUACCAAUAGUACCAAUACCAAUAGUACCAAUACCAAUAGUACCAAUACCAAUAGUACCAAUACCAAUAGUACCAAUACCAAUAGUACCAAUACCAAUAGUACCAAUACCAAUAGUACCAAUACCAAUAGUACCAAUACCAAUAGUACCAAUACCAAUAGUACCAAUACCAAUAGUACCAAUACCAAUAGUACCAAUACCAAUAGUACCAAUACCAAUAGUACCAAUACCAAUAGUACCAAUACCAAUAGUACCAAUACCAAUAGUACCAAUACCAAUAGUACCAAUACCAAUAGUACCAAUACCAAUAGUACCAAUACCAAUAGUACCAAUACCAAUAGUACCAAUACCAAUAGUACCAAUACCAAUAGUACCAAUACCAAUAGUACCAAUACCAAUAGUACCAAUACCAAUAGUACCAAUACCAAUAGUACCAAUACCAAUAGUACCAAUACCAAUAGUACCAAUACCAAUAAUAUCAAUACCAAUACCAAUACUAUCAAUACCAGAAUAA
This is a messenger RNA of Megachile rotundata (alfalfa leafcutting bee), 1452 nucleotides long. RefSeq names its product proline-rich extensin-like protein EPR1. The record is from RefSeq and is a predicted model, not a curated record. Lineage: Eukaryota; Metazoa; Arthropoda; Insecta; Hymenoptera; Megachilidae.